AGAUUGAAGGCGAGGCGGAACAUGAGCGCCUGCGAGAUCAUUCAUUCGUUAGCAAGAGUCUUGGAGAUGGUAGGCGCGAGGCUACGAAUGUUGAUGUAGCAUGUCCACCUUUAACAAGGUUGUCACAGGUGAGAGAGUGUUGGGGAAGAUUUCCUGUCAUUCCGGCGCGCAAUUCGCGUCUCUCAGGUGUCGACUAACUCAUGGUAGCGUCUUGGGGAUUGUGAGGCAGUGACUGACAUUGUGUCGUGUGUUCGUAGAGGGCGACUGCGCUCAUGGUUGCAUUUUAGCUUUGGGGUGAGAGCGUCGAGGAGGGGAGAGAGGGAUGGUUGGGUGAAGAGAGAGGGAUGGUUGGGUGAAGAGAGAGGGAUGGUUGGGUGAAGAGGGAGGGCAGGUGGUCAAGAUCUGGUUUUGCGGAUGAAAGGAGGGUGAUUUCGGGGAGGGAGCAUGGGGACAGGGGAGAAUGUCGAGAGGAAUAGAGGAUGAGCGGGAGAAGAAGGUAGGAUUCGGGACUUUUGUGAGGAAACGGUACGUAGAGAUGGUGCAUUCGUCGACGGAUUGGGCGGGGAGGUUGCGAUGGUCCUACAAGAGGGCUACGUUCAUUCUGUGCACAGGGAACCUGUUGGUGGCGCUCGUUAUGUUGCAUGCUGCUCUGGCGCCCGUCUUCUUUGUUUCAACCUCGACAUCGCAGUUGCCUCGUGGCAACGGCGUCUCUGCCCAUGGUGUGGGAGUGACCCUUUCAAAGGAAGAAUUGGAACGCAUCGAAGAUUCCAACCGGCUGCGACAAGAGCUGCUUCCCACUCCGUUAAUUGAACGGGUGCGGGAGAUUCAAUUAGAGAUUGAGGAGGAAGUGAAUAGAACUGCGGCCUUGAAUAUAGCCAGGCAAAAGGUUGCUUUGGAGCUUGCGGAACGUUUGCGUGAGCUCAAGAACAGCAACAGCCAGGCUACCCAAGCAGACGCUGACAAGGUGGCUGCUGAACUUGGUGUUCAGUUACCUGGAGAUGGAGCAACAGCGGAUUUAGAUCUUGUGAACGGAGAGUCAUUGAAUUUCAUUGAGCAUGAGGACGACUCCAUACCUGGAAGACCAAUGCCGCCGGAGUGUUACGCCGAGGCACACACGGAUUACGGUGGAGUAGCGGUUCGGUGGGGACUCACACAUCAUGUAAACAGUGCUGCUGAUUGCUGCCAGGCCUGCUUAGACCAGGCCAAAAAUGCUACAGCGGGACAGAAGAAAUGCAACAUCUGGGUGUAUUGUCCCAAGGAAGACGGAUGCUACUCUCCUGACGUUUACACCCACGAGAAUCACGAGUGCUGGCUGAAGCAGGCCGAUGACCCGGCGUUGAAUUUUAAAGGGCACUACGACGAAGAGUAUAGGCGGCGUCAUCCAAAAGCCCCCCUGGUUGUUCCUUGGAUAUCUGGAGUUACGUCACAAUGACUCGUAAUUUCCUGCCUUUAUUUUCUCUCGUUUGCAGAGCAGAUUGAAGGAGUCUCUUGACAAGCUUUUCGAUCAGAUGUUUGAUGCCCUCGCGGGGUAUAGUCUUCAUUUCAUAUGUGCAACUACAGCACGGUCGGCAAUGGGCCGAAAGCUCACAGCUGGUGUCUCAGUUGAAGGAGGCCACUGUUAGAUGCUGGUGAAUCACGACCUGCUUGUAUCCCUCAGUUCAAUUCAGUGAACCAUUCGAAGCGUGUGUUAGAUGGAGACCAGAGAUUAUUGCACAGCGCAGGUAGGAAAUGCUACAGUUGCUGAAUCGGCCGCGAUUCUACCAAGUGAAGUAGCAGAAAGAAAUCAUUCAGUAAACACACCUUUCCCCCUUUGAGGGUUCUCUGGAAAUGGUGCUGUAACGAACUUUUUUUGGAUUUGCUGCUAUAAUGCACAAAAAAACCGAUAUAGCCGUUGCAUGAAAAA
Physcomitrium patens is the source of this 1903-nucleotide messenger RNA. RefSeq lists its product as uncharacterized. The record is from RefSeq and is a predicted model, not a curated record. NCBI's taxonomy places the organism in Eukaryota, Viridiplantae, Streptophyta, Bryopsida, Funariales, Funariaceae.